Corythoichthys intestinalis (scribbled pipefish) is the source of this 2901-nucleotide messenger RNA. RefSeq names its product U-box domain containing 5 (gene ubox5). Gene Ontology annotation, molecular function: ubiquitin-ubiquitin ligase activity; ubiquitin protein ligase binding. The transcript has 8 exons. The record is from RefSeq and is a predicted model, not a curated record. Gene Ontology annotation, biological process: protein polyubiquitination. Lineage: Eukaryota; Metazoa; Chordata; Actinopteri; Syngnathiformes; Syngnathidae. Bases 195 to 2030 code for a protein of 611 amino acids. Gene Ontology annotation, cellular component: nucleus.
GCCAUUUAAAUGCUUUAAAUACACGUAUUGUCUUUUUUUCCCCUACCGUUAUACACUAAAAUGUGUCGUUCUUUAAAUAACUAGGACUCUGUUCAUUCCCCUUAAAGGGUCCGAAUACGCUGUUUUAAACUCUCUCUUUUGCCAAGUUGUGCCUUCUCGUUUUCCGUAGUUAUUCGCAGUCAAGCUAGUUUGCAAUGUUGGCUGGACAUCCUUGUAGGGACUUGUUCAUUUCGACCUGCUGUGCUAAAUUAAGGUUGAAGAACAUGGUCGUGAAUCUCUGCCUACCACACUUCAACACAAACAUAAGCUGCAACAAGUUGUGUGCAGAUGGAUACGAUGUCACAAACCUUCUAUCAGCGGACCCUGCUCACCGGAGACGGGGCUUCAAGCUGGAGUACUUUUUACGUCCUCCGGUGCAGGUGACGUUAAGGUUCGACUUUAAGGUGGAGCUUUGCAGAGUGGAUGUGGAGCUCUGGCCCUGGGGAAUGGAUCGGGGACAGUGCAGCAAGAGACUAGAGAUCAGCACCAGUUCUGAGCCACCACCUCUACAGAAUUUUGGUAAGGAUCAAGUUCAAGAUGGACUCCAGACGCAGGUACAUCUGGAUGGGAAGUGGAGUCUCCAGGCUCAAAGACGAAGGGAGGAGAAUUUGAAUGUGCCUCAGCAAGGGGCUCAUACUCUACCCGGAUGUUCUGAGCAUGCCUUUAAACUUGUGGGCCGUUGUGAUCUCAGGGAGGAAACCAAAGUUACUUUUUCUCGUUGUCGUUUUCAUCCACGGCCCCCCUUCACUUCACCUCCUCCUGCUCAACCCGAGGACGCUCACAGAGAGGAGUUGCAGAGCCGAGGACACCUUUCUCUGACCUCCGUCACACAGCUCCGCGUGACGCUACCUUUUGGCGGCGCUGCGUCCGCUAUGGGUCUCAAGGCUUUAGCGGUGUGGGGGCAACCAGCCCGUUGCUGCCCCCUGGAGGAAGUUGAGAAAAUUGAGCACGCCCACAAGGCCAAUCAAAAACCGCUACCCAGACCUGUCCCUGCUGUCAAUCAAAUUAAAGAUACCUCUCAGGACACACCUCCAUGUGUUCAAUCCCGCACUUCAAUCCCAGAGGAGUUCCUUGAUCCUAUUACGCAGGAAGUAAUGGCGCUUCCGAUGUUGCUUCCGAGUGGCAUGUCUGUGGACAGCAGCACCCUGGAGGAGUACCAGAAGAGGGAAGCCUCCUGGGGGAGACCUGGAAGCGACCCAUUCACCGGCGUUCCCUUCACAGCCAGCUCUCAGCCUCUCCCUAAUCCCCAACUAAAAAGACGAAUUGACCUUUUCCUCUUGCAUAGUGGCUGCUCACGGGACGGGACGACUGGGAGACAAGGGCUGAGCGAAAAGCCGCAAGCUUCAAGGCUGAUAAACUCUUUGGCGACAAACCCAAACCACUCUUUAGUGGCUGCCGCAGAAGAGAAGCCCACAUUGGGACAGUUGUCAGAUUACAGAAAAGUUUCACUGGACUGUAAGCGUCAUGAAAAAAGCACGACUCUGGAGCUUGAUGAAGGGAAGAAACGACACCUGAGCGGAUCAGGAGCUAACAUGCAGCAAUUACUUCCUCAGAAUAAGCGACCAAGAAGUGACACCUCAGGGCCAAGCAGCAGCAGUUCGCAUGAAACACGUCUGACAGCCAGCCUGGAUGAUGCCCUCUUCUCCGUCUUAAAGGGGCGGCCCUCCUUCACGUCUAACUUACCUGUACAGGGGUCUUCCUUCCAAGGCACUCAGUCAGUGGCAGCCUCAACCCAAUGUCAGACCACUGCUCCUAGGGCGACAGACGAGACGACAUGCUCUUCCUGUGCUUGCACCCUUUCCUUGUACUCGAAGGCACCAUCAGCCGUUUACCAGCUGCUUUGCGGUCACUUGCUGUGCCGCUCUUGCCUGCAAAAUAAUUUGGCACCCUUGCCAAACUCUGUCACCACGACGACAGCCUCCGCCCACAUCCUGUGCUCUGCCUGCAGAAGCCCCACGUCUCGCGCCGACAUUAUACGUGUGCAUCACUAGCCUUCCCAGAGACAGUGCGAAGAAUAAAUCUGCUCUCAAGGCUGAAGUAAAGAAAAUGUUUUUGUCCUUGUUCGUCACAACAUUCCAGGUGCAGAGAGGACGUCAGGAUGUACUGCGUAAAAUAGUUUUGAAAAAAAAAAAAAAAACGUAUAGAAAUACAAAUACUGCCCUCUCACUUUUCUUGUCUUCACUGAGUGUUGCAGCCUUGGUUCAGCGGCUUGUGGUUGUACAAAGACGCCUGAGGACAGUGUGCGGAAAUAGCCAAAGGGUAAAUGCAGAAAAAGUGAAGAAUGGGGACUAAGGUUUUCAUGAUCACCUGAACAUCUUGUGCCACACACAUUCCUUCUUCUCUUAUGGAUGUUUGCUGGGGAAAAAAUCAAGAUAUAAAAGUCUUCUAUAUCAAGAAAUGUGAAAAGUUAGUGUGUCCCCCUUUUUUUUUUUUUUUUUUUUUUUUUUUUAAAUUUACUGCAGUGAUCCCACGUUUUUCACGGUUAACGGGGAACAGAACCCGCCACGAUAAGUGAAAUACCACGAAGUAGCGCCCCCUAUGUAUUAUUCAGAUUUAGCAUUGAAAAGAGAUAUAUAUAUGGCGGAAAAAACAGACUAGACUGAAAAAGCAGUUUCUGCUCUUGCACUCUUCUUUAAAAGAAACUGCUGUAUAUUCAGCCAAAACAACUGUUGUGUUUGAUAGAACAAUAUGUCUAUAUGCUGCCAUAGCAGAUUCAUAGCGCAUUAAGCCCCCGAACUAUUUUUAAUUUGUCCGUUUUACCCUGGAAGCCCCCGUUUACAGACGUCGCGCAACCGCUUCUGUUUCAACCCACCCAUAAAACAAAGGUAAUUAAUGAUAUUUAUUAUACAAAAUGUCAUUUUU